This is a messenger RNA of Diospyros lotus (date-plum), 1553 nucleotides long. RefSeq names its product putative 12-oxophytodienoate reductase 11. Gene Ontology annotation, molecular function: oxidoreductase activity; FMN binding. The transcript is spliced from 5 exons. Bases 161 to 1273 code for a protein of 370 amino acids. Lineage: Eukaryota; Viridiplantae; Streptophyta; Magnoliopsida; Ericales; Ebenaceae. The record is from RefSeq and is a predicted model, not a curated record.
GCGGCGGCUGUUGAAUUGAAAGCCGCCACCGGCGCCGGCCUUCCAUUGUCGUUUGACCCGCUGUCCAAAUGGGGUGUAGGAACCUGUGGCUGUCAAUUAAUACGCUCUCCAUUGACAAAGAUCCAGAAGCAGUUCUUCAUCUGUACUGUAAAUUCACAAAAUGGAAAGACGAGAGGAAGAAGAUCAUGCUCCACUUCCCCUUCUCACCCGCUACAAGAUGGGAAAUUUUCAACUUUCUCACAGAAUUGUCUUGGCACCAUUGACCAGGCAAAGAUCUUUCAAUAAUGUUCCUCAACCACAUGCCAUCCUGUAUUACUCACAGAGGACCACAAAAGGGGGUCUUCUUAUUUCUGAAGCGACAGGAGUUUCUGAUACGGCACAAGGGUAUGCACAUACACCCGGUAUAUGGACAAAAGAACAAGUAGAAGCUUGGAAACCCAUAGUAGAUGCCGUUCAUGCAAAAGGUGGUAUCUUCUUUUGUCAAAUGUGGCAUGUGGGAAGAGUUUCAAAUCGAGAUUUUCAGCCAAAUCAGCAGGCUCCAAUUUCUUCAACUGACAAGCCCGUGGGACCACAACUUCGAGCUAAUGGUUUGGAUGUAGCGCACUUUUCACCUCCACAACGCCUAAGGACUGAUGAAAUACCUCAAAUUGUCAAUGAUUUUAGACUUGCUGCAAAGAAUGCAAUAGAAGCUGGUUUCGAUGGUGUUGAGAUCCAUGGAGCUCAUGGUUACCUAAUAGAGCAGUUUCUGAAAGACCAAGCCAAUGAUCGAAAUGAUAAAUAUGGAGGAUCUUUGGAGAACAGAUGUCGGUUUGCUCUUGAAAUUGUUGAAGCUGUGGCUAAUGAGAUCGGAGCAGAUAAAGUUGGGAUUAGGCUUUCUCCAUUUGCAAACUACUUGGAAGCUGCAGACUCAAAUCCAAAGGCUCUGGGCUUGUAUAUGGUCAAAGCCUUGAAUAAAUACGGUAUUUCAUAUUGCCAUAUGAUUGAGCCAAGAAUGGCAACUGUUGGCGAAAAAAGAGAAUGCCCCCACAGUCUUCUGCCAUUGCGGAAAGCUUUCAAUGGCACUUUUAUUGUAGCCGGGGCUUAUGACAGAGAAGAUGGUAACAAAGCUGUGGCAUGGAACCAUGCUGAUCUUGUCGCUUACGGGCGUUUGUUCCUCGCCAAUCCUGAUCUGCCACGCAGGUUCGAGAUAGAUGCUCCUCUCAAUAAGUAUAACCGAGAAACUUUCUACACUCCCGAUCCUAUUAUUGGCUAUACAGAUUACCCAUUUCUUUAAACUGUUGCCUAAAUUUUCGGGAGCUGAUAAACUGAAGUUUAAAUUUAAAUUACAUUACCAUUGUUCUUGGAAUAAAUCCUUGGAGGUUUAGAAUUCAUAUAACCCGAUCCCACUUAGUAAGAAUAAGACUUUUGAUUCUUCUCCUUCUUGUAUUGCUCCGCAGAUUCUAUGUGCCUCAGCUCACUCUUUCAAGCUGAAUUUCUUCCACUUCUUUCUGUUCUUCUGUGUCAAUGAAAUCAGAUUGAUCACUCCCCCUUCGUGAAAUGAAUAUAUUUUCUCA